GCUUCACUGUUCAUUCCUUCCACACUUUCCACAACUGCUGCUGUCAGGUGAAACAUCUGAAUCUAAAACCAUGGCCAAGGACAUGACUCUACUGUGGGGCUCAGGCUCUCCUCCCUGCUGGAGGAUAAAGAUUGUCCUGGAGGAGAAGAACCUGCAGGGCUACAACGAGAAACUGCUCGCCUUUGAGAAAAUGGAGCAUAAGUCUCAGCAAGUCAUGGACAUGAAUCCCAGGGGACAGCUUCCUGCCUUCAAACAUGGGAACAAUAUCCUGAAUGAGUCCUACGCUGCCUGCUUGUACCUGGAGAGCCAGUUCAAGUCCCAGGGAACCAAGCUGAUCCCUGACUGUCCUGCUGAGCAAGCACUGAUGUACCAGCGCAUGUUUGAGGGCAAUACAUUCGGCCAGAAAAUGGCGGAUGUUAUCUACUACAAUUGGAAGGUCCCAGAGGGGGAGAGGCACGACUCUGCUGUGAAGAGAAACCGAGAGGCUUUGACUGCUGAGGUCAAGCUGUGGGAGGGAUACCUACAGAAGUUGUCAGGCCCCUACCUGGCAGGAAAGAGCUUUUCCUUGGCUGAUGUGGCUAUGCAUCCAAGCAUUGCUUACAUCUUCCGUUUUGGGUUAUCUGAGGAGCGUUACCCUAAACUGGCAGCAUACUAUAACUCUUUGAAGGAAAGACCCAGCAUCAAAGCAACAUGGCCUCCUACCUGGCUGGAGAACUCACAGGAACAAGACAUUCUUAAAGACAUCUAACUUUCAAACUCAAAUCAGCUGACACAUUAAACGUUCCUGUUGUUUGAUAUAUGUAUAAAACCACUCCCUGAAUUGCACUAUUCUAGAUGGCUGCAUUAAAACAUUUUUAAAAAAAAGUUGAAUAUUUUGUUACUGUGGUUAACUUUCUGACAUAAUUUGUGCUGCAGAUGACUCAUUUUGUCCUGUAAGCAAAAACAAUAAAAGUUGACUUUCUA
Scomber japonicus (chub mackerel) is the source of this 963-nucleotide messenger RNA. Its product is annotated as glutathione S-transferase A-like. The coding region runs from base 71 to 748 and encodes 225 amino acids. The transcript has 6 exons. The record is from RefSeq and is a predicted model, not a curated record. NCBI's taxonomy places the organism in Eukaryota, Metazoa, Chordata, Actinopteri, Scombriformes, Scombridae.